AUUUGAAAACACAAACGAACCAACAACUCGAUUUUAUGAUUUUUUAACUAUGCCUCUUUAUGAUUAUCCCCUAGAAUUUUAUUAAAAAUCAUGGUUAUUAUUAUUUAACAAUUUAUCUCAACCUAAGUCGCUUACAUUUGUAUGUUUUUUAAUUUAAUAAAAGAACAUAACUAUUCUUGCCACUAGUUCUGGAAUGUAACCUUGGUUAGGAUAACCCUUUGGUUUGUUUCUUUUUUUGUCAAAAUGGCAUUUUGUAACAAAAUAUGGAGUCUCAAACAAAUUCACACUAACCAACUAAUAAGAAUAGAUCCAUCGGAAAAUUGCUUAGUAGGCAGAAAGCCUGAUGCCAAAAUAAGCCUUAAAACCAAUAAGGCUUCUAGAUCUCAUGGAACCUUAAUGAUUAAUGGAGAAGGAAACUUAAUGAUCAUGGACUUAAAAAGCAUUAAUGGGACUUAUGUAAAUGGUCAUCUUAUUCCUGUACAUUUAUCAUAUAAGGUGUCUGCGGGAGAUAUAAUAUCAUUUGGUCUUAAAGAUUUAUCAGCUUGUGAAAAUGAGAAUGAUAAACAUAUAUUUUUUGAAGUUAUGGAAAAUGAUUUGUCGUUAAAGAACAUUGAAACAAUAAAUUUAGCAGAGGAUGAACCUGAAAAUUCCGGUGAAAUAUCCGAUAGUGUUCAAAAAAAUGUCACUGAUGAACAAGGGAUUGACAAAAGUUCAGAAGUUAUUGAAACUUCUAGUUCAAAAGUUAUAGAAAGUUCUGGUUCAAAAAUCCAGCAAGAAAAAGCAAAUUGUAAUACUUUAACUGACAGUAGUUCAAAAAAUGAGCAAAAAAAUGUUAAUAUAAAUAACAGUUCUAUUAAUAAAUUGGAUUCUCUCUUGGCAGACUUAGAUCAAUAUAUUGUUAAUAGUGACAUCAGCAAGGAAAAUGAUUCUAUAUGCAAUACUUCAGAUACACAUUCAAAAAAUAAAAGUGAAAAUUUUCAGACACCAAAGAGUCCAAAAUUAUUACAAAGGGAAGGCAUUAAGGGACCAAACACUUCUAGUAUGGCCUCAAAAACUGAACUUUUUCAGACCCCAAAAAAGCCACCAAUUUUGAAAAACAAAAGUAUUAAAAUAGACUUACCUAGCAAAAGAAGUUUCACAACCUGGCAUGAUAAUUCGGUUGUAAUAGAGCUAAGUGAUGAUGAAGAAAUAGGUUUCUCAGCCAGCCAAAUUUUUCAAACGUCCCAAAUAAAAAAGGAAGGAGAAGACGAAAAUAGAGACGAAGUCUUUCAAAAAAUUAAAACAGAGUUAGCAGAAAUGGAGUUUUGUAGCCAAGAAAUCAUUUGCAAUCAAAUCCCUAUCGAUUUAGAGGGUGAAGGCUUUGAAAAUACUCAGCAAAUAUUUGCUGUUUUACAAGAUGAUCCAAAAUCAACAACAACUGAAAAUGGAUCAAAGUCUACUUUAGGUAACAAGGUUGACAAUAUAAAUGUGAGAGCAAUAGAGCCUCCUACAAACAACAGGCGAUCACCAAGAAAUAAGAUACUUGAUAAGGAUAGUGACAAAGGCUUUAGUAAUAAUAACAAUAUCAAAAAUACAACUGAAAAGUCUAAUAAACGAAAGCUAUCAAUUGACAAAACUCCUGUAGAGAAAAAGAAGCCAAAGACUGCGCAAAAAACCACACCUACCUUUAAAGACGUUCAAAUAGAGUUAAAAAGAAGACACAGCACAUCCAAAGAACCUCAUUUAAAUAAAAAAGAUGCAGUGAAUAUAAAAGAAGAAAGACGAAAAAAACUAAAAGAACUUGCUUCAACAUCAGACGUUCCUGAAACUUCAUCUAGAAUUACUGAAACUAACGAAACUAGUCCAGAACUUAAAACCAAAGAAAGUUCGGAUUGUGGGAUAGACCCUUUGUUGGUCUUAAAUGUAAAAAGACGCACUAGUCGAUUGUCAUCGCGUGAGAAGAGCCCUGAUGCUACGAGGACAAUGAAAGUUAUUCAAUCACCGCCUGCGCAGGCUGUUUCCAGCUACAAUUUACGGAGGGCUAAAUCAUCUAAUGAAUUGAAGAUUCCCAAGAAAACACAUCCAAGGGAAGAUCAGAUUCAAGCAAAUACAAGGCAUAGCACUCAUAUUACCUCAAAUGUUGAGGCAAUAUCAAGGCUAAGUAGCGUUGAUCCACGACUCCAAGGCCAAACUAACCAAGACUUUAAAAAUUACAAACAACAAAUUCCCCAGUUUUCUAAUAUCCACCAUUCUACGAAUCUCUAUGGACGACAGCCGAAUAUUUGGGAUGUUGAUUCUUAUAAGAAGCGACAACCCAGGCGUUUAAGCAAUUUGGAUGAUAUUAUCAAAAUAAUGGUCACAUGGUUACCGAAUUGGUUAAGCGAACAACGUGAACUUGAUAUCAGUCCACCGAUUAAUAAUCCACCUGCAAAAAGAAUUCCGAAAAAGUUUAAAGACUUUAAUCAUUAUUAUAAUGCCUUUACUAAGCUGAUAUUAUUGGAAACUUGGCAGUAUAUCUAUAGUAGUUGGGAGCUGGCAUCGUCGGAUAUCAAUAGGAUGCAGAGAAGAAUCUGUAUUGACCACGUAAGAAUAACAAAUAAUCAAAUGAUUAUAGACUGUGCCUAUUAUAUUACCAAAGAAGAAGCGAAACGCAACGAGUUUUGUAGAGCAGAUGACUUUGUCACAUUUGAAUGUGUAACCUUUGAUAAUUCUAACAAAUACAUGCAGCUCUCUUUCGGUGUGGUUCUUAACAGUAGAAAAAAAGCUCUACGUGACGACAAUCUUGUAUCAGUAAAACUAGCCAAUCUAUGUAACGGAGAAGUUCAUUCGAAGGUAGAAUUCACGUUAGCUACUCGUCACUAUCCCAACAGGGAGUUGAACAGGAAUAAGUGGCCUAUGAUGACUGUAAUUGUAAAUGUCAAGAGUUUUAUGAUGCAUAUACGAGCUUUGAAGGAACUUCAGCAAUCACCUUUAUGCAGUAUGAUAAUAGAACCAAAAAUGAAUGAUUUUAAAUUCGCUAAUUGCUACGGAGAUGUUAGGCAGCAGCUUCAGUUAAAUGCUCAACAAAAAACUAUUGUGCUAGAAGCGGCCAAUCUAUGCACGGGAAAUAGGCCGGGAAUUUAUUGCGUAAAGGGCCCACCGGGAACUGGAAAAUCAACCGUAAUAGUAAACAUAAUUUUGGAAAUCUUAUUCUCUUACUAUAGGAAUCCGAGAAGAGACGAGCUUAAGCAACCGAUGAUACUUUUAUCAGCACCGUCUAAUGCCGCGGUUGAUAAUUUGAUUACGAAAAUUGUUACCGCAAAACGUCUAUUUCCAGAUAUGCAUCAGUUUGUAAAAUUAGUAAGAAUUGGUCCGGAAUCGAGCAUCAGCAAAUCGGUUAUCGGUUACAGUUUAUCCAAUCUAACAGAAAAACAUCUUCCGCUGAAGAACAUACAUAUACCAGAAAUAAAGGCUGCAGCAGAUAAUAACAAUAGGGUACUGGAAACGAUAAAGAAAUAUUUUGGAGAGAAUUAUAGUCAGGAACUGAAAGCUUGUGAAACAUUAGUUAUUAAGAAAUGUAACAUUAUCUGCACUACUUUAAAUAGUUGUAUAAAUGGUAGGCUCAUAGAUUGUGUUAACAAAGGAAUUAUAGAAUUCACUUGCUGUAUAAUCGAUGAGGCCACACAGUGUCAUGAACCAGAAUCUCUUCUUCCUACUAUUUUGGGAAUCGACAAAUUUGUAUUAGUGGGAGAUCCUCAGCAGCUAAAUGCUACAAUUAUGAGUAAUGAUGCUGUUAAAUUAGGUUUCCAGAAUAGUCUAUUUUCACGUUUGGCGAAUAAUUUCGAAAGCGAUCCAAGAUCGCCUAUAAAAUUACUUACCGAUCAGUACAGGAUGCAUCCAGAAAUAUGCGCUUAUCCCAAUAAACAUUUUUAUAACUCAAAAUUAAGAUCUUUUCCUAAUCCACCAAAUAAAUUGCCCGCAGAAAUCCGACCAUAUUUGGUAUUUAAUUGUGAAAAGAUAUCUUGUUCUUCUAACGACUACACUAACAUGGAUGAGGUUAUUUUAAUAAAAAAGUUGCUCAGCACGAUUUUUAGUGUGGUGGAUAAAAAUGUUAAUUAUAGUAUCGGCAUUAUUACACCAUAUAAUGCGCAAAAAGAUCUGGUGCAGAGGAACAUAUUAGAUUUAAUGACAGACAAUCGUAAAAUAUUGGUGAAUACGGUAGACAGUUUCCAAGGUUCGGAAAAUGACAUUAUUAUUAUAUCGUGUGUACGGCAUUCUUCAAAUUCCUUUUUAAAGAAUGAAAACCGACUUAAUGUGGCACUAACAAGAGCGAAGCAGGCGCUGUAUAUAAUUGGGAAUUAUACACUUUUCAAGGAAUGUAAACCGCUAUAUGAUCUAAGAGAAGACGCAAAAAAACGAAAAGUUUUAUUAGACAUUCGGCAGGAUCCGAGAUCAAUAAGGAAUUUUCAAAAGUAUCUUUUGAUGCCUUUAUCUAAUCAGGCAGUGCCCGAUGGUUCUUGCAGGUGACCAUAAAAUCCAAAAACAUGUAAAACAAGGAAUUUAGUUAUUUGGAGUUAAUUUUCUUUAAAACUGAUAUGAAAUUGUGUAAUCCUUGGUCCAUCCUUUAUUUUUACCUAAAAGAAUAGUGCUUUGUUUUAUACCAUUUUACGGGAAAAAAGAGUUCACUGAACAAUACGAAAUCUUUAUUUAUACUCCAUUUAUUUAUUUUAUUUUUAAAGUUGAAGGAUUCCCUGUUUUUUAUUUCUCUGUAUAGUGUAUAUAGCUUAAACCUAAAAUAAUUCUUAAUUAUAGUUUACAUUGGGUUCUAGAUAAAUAGCUUUUUACUACUUCGCAUGUUUUAAUAUUUUGUUUAGGACGCGAAAUUAAGAUGUUGUAAUUUGUUAAAAUAAACCAUAUGUAUGAAUAUC
Molecule: messenger RNA, 4886 nt
Organism: Anthonomus grandis grandis
Lineage: Eukaryota; Metazoa; Arthropoda; Insecta; Coleoptera; Curculionidae
Gene: Setx
Exons: 17
Coding region: 244-4485 (1413 amino acids)
Biological process (GO): termination of RNA polymerase II transcription
Cellular component (GO): nuclear body
Molecular function (GO): helicase activity; transcription termination site sequence-specific DNA binding; protein binding
Source: RefSeq, a predicted model, not a curated record